Molecule: messenger RNA, 3037 nt
Organism: Echinops telfairi (small Madagascar hedgehog)
Lineage: Eukaryota; Metazoa; Chordata; Mammalia; Afrosoricida; Tenrecidae
Gene: PLN
Product: phospholamban
Exons: 2
Coding region: 191-349 (52 amino acids)
Biological process (GO): negative regulation of ATPase-coupled calcium transmembrane transporter activity; negative regulation of calcium ion import into sarcoplasmic reticulum; negative regulation of heart rate
Cellular component (GO): sarcoplasmic reticulum; membrane
Molecular function (GO): ATPase inhibitor activity
Source: RefSeq, a predicted model, not a curated record
CAAUUGUUCCCAGAGACCUGGCAACAGUCAGAAAACUUCCAGCCCGACCACCCGUAAGACUUGAUACAACUCACAAAAUACAGAGUAUCAUCAUCACAGCAGCCAAGGCUACCCAAAGACGAUAGCGGUCUCACAUUUGACAGCGAGCUUGUCUUUCCCUUGACCUUCACACGCCCAGCCUUCCAGAGUCAUGGAGAAAGUCCAAUACCUCACUCGCUCUGCUAUAAGAAGAGCUUCAACCAUUGAAAUGCCUCAACAAGCACGUCAAAAUCUCCAGAACCUAUUUAUCAACUUCUGUCUCAUCUUAAUAUGCCUCCUCCUGAUCUGCAUUAUUGUGAUGCUUCUCUGAAGUCCCACUGCAACCUCCAAUACACCGUCACCACGUCACUUUCCGGUCAGUCGUCCCAGGAAGAGGGAAACAACACUGGGUAACAGACCGCUUUCUGCAUGGAAGAAUUUCUUUGUGAGGAGGUCAAGAGUCAGACCAAAACAAAUCGCCAGCAAAGGUACUCACCUGCUGGAGCUUGUAAAUAUGAUCAGUGCUUUGACUGCAAAAACUAACUGUAAAAUGACUAUUAUGUAAGUGUGCAUAAUGUCACUAUUUAUAUCCUUGCCAUGACUUGUAAGGUUCUGUCCCAAAUCUUUCCCGAGGAUAGAGUAGGUACUGAGCUUUGAAACUGCACUGCUAUCAAGUUCACUUCGGAUAUUCUGUAUUAACUUCACUGUGCGGAACACACAGAAAUUAUGUCACAUAAUAAAACACCUUCAUAAUAAUUGUUCAAGUCUUCAACAAAGGACAAAAUAACAAUACAAAUAAAGUCUCAUUAUUAAGAAUAACCUUUAGUAGUGCUUCCAUUCUAAAAUAGAAGUUGUAUUAUUUACCUAUACGACCACAAAGCUCUAUAAGAAUCAAGUAGGAAAAAGUAAAACUGUACUCUUGCAUAAAUAAAAUUCCUCCUGAAUAAUUUUCCAAAGAAGAACUAUAGUACAUGUAGGUAAACCAUAAAUCUGUUCUCCCUAGAUUUUAUAAUCAACAAAUGUGAACUGGUAGUAAUUUAAUAUCUGAGUUUGAUUAGCCAAAAUUACUAAUAAUUUAAUAGACUCUAAGCUUAAUUUAAAGCACUACUGUUGAUUAUCUGAGUUACCACAUAUAACAUGCCAUGAAAGCGUAGAAUUUAAGAAUGAUGUUAUGGAUCAUCAUUUAUACCAACCUCAGUCUAAGAAGAGAAAAGAAUGAAGACUUCCAAUGACAGAAAAAAAUCUAUUAACUUCAAGCAUCAAAAAGCUUCUUUUUUCUUUUUUUGCAUUCUCACUCAAGUUAUUAACAAAUUAUUUGAGUACAUUUUAAAAUGAUAGCUUUUGGCCCAGGUGUUGUUUAUAGUUCCAAGACCUGGCAAUGCAGUGGUUAAGCCCUCAACUGCUACCUGAAAGGAAAGGUAGGUUUCGAACCCACCCUGGAGAAAACUGUGGCAGGCUGCUUCCAUAAGGUUGCUAUGAGUCAGUCUACUCAACAGUGGGUUUGGUUUUGAUGAUAGCUGAUAAAACAACAGCUAUUUUCCUGAACUAUUGACUAGAUGAUAAAUACCUACCUAAAUAUUUAUCUGAGAAGACAGUAAUAUAGUUUCAAAUGAAAAGGCUGUUGAAUAUAUUGUCACAUCCCAGGCUGGUAGAUUGCAGUUUUAUCAUUACUUCUCACAUACCUUUCUUUGUUCUAUUAAAAAAGAUAGAUUUUUUCACUCCAAAUUAUAUUGUCUUAGUUAUCUAGUACAGAUAUACCCAAAAUGCCACAAGUGAAUGGGUUUAACAAACAAAUAUAUAUUCAAAAAAACUACCUAUUUCAUAGGCCAUUCUAUAAUUCGGCUUAAUUUUGACCCAACAAUCCAAAUCUGUAAUUCUUUUCUUCCUUUACAAAUUUCUGCCGCAUUAUUUGAAAACUUCUCCCCACAACUAAUAAAAUGAGCACUAAAUAAAAAUUGGUCUUGGAAAAAUAUAUUCCACAAUAUUAAGCAGUUGACUCCGUUUAAAAUUAAGACUACACCUCUUUACCACUAUAAUCUAACAACCUUUCAUGGCAGUUCAAAACAUGUUACUAAUAUCAUUUAACAAAGGAGUAGAUAAUGUAUGAUUUACCAUGUUGUAUUCUAAAAUAUGGUUACUGAAACAAUUGAAACAUCAAUGCUGAUCUUGGUUUCUAGAUAAAUGUUGCUAACUAAAUACUGAUGGAAGCACUGCUCUUAAAUUCCCUGAUGGCAAGAGAUGUCCUCGAGAAGGGAAGCACAGUGGUCUUUGCUCAUUAAUGUAAAGAAAGAGGGAAAUGGGUUGUUGGGAGGUUUUUUGUUGGUGAUGGUGGUUUUUAAGCAAAGCCUCCAGCUAAUUAACAAACCACUAACCAAACCUGGAGAGCUUGUAAAUAAUGUCACUUUGCUCCGCAAUCACCCAAGGGAGAAAAAAAAGUCACGUAACUCUAUAGUAGAUAAAUUGACCUUCAAAAUAAAUAGGACAUUUGAAAUAGUUUCCUUUUUUAUUUCACUGUUCAUUACAACAUCUGUCCAAACUAUUAUUAACUGUGAUUUUGUGGGUCUUUCCUCAGUAUAAUGAAAUAGAUAUUUUUGGGAUUUUUUUCUUAUCAUCUGAUAGAAAUUUCAACCUUCUAUUUUGAGGCGUAUAGAAUACUAUUACUCAGAUUAUGGUAUAGAGCAAAAGUCAUUCUUUAAAUGGGACUUAAAACUUCAGUUUCUCCUGAUGUACAAAGAGUUAAGAUCAUAAAAGCAUUUAAAGAAUUUUAAAUACCAAAUGCUCAAAUAAUUUCUACUUUAGAAUAAAUGCUAAUCUUAAUUUAAAGUAUAUUAAAAUAAUUUUUAAAUGUUCAUUGUGGCCUUUUAUAUUUUACUUGGUUAAAAAAGGAACACUGUUAAUGCAAAUUAUCAGUAUCACUCAUGAGAAUGCAUGUUCUUGAGCACAAUGGAAUUGUUCUGUAAUACACUCGUAUUGUUAAUAUGACUAUAUAAAAAUCUAAUUACAAGUAGUUUUGACUUUA